AUGGACGAGAACGGCAAGCCACGCCCCAUUCGAGGAUCACCCUUCCGGCCAACCCUGACCAAGAUGGCCCGGAAUCGCGCCAACGAGUACUCAGGGCCGGUGGUGACUGCUUGGCUGGGCUCCACUUUGAAGAGUCUGGACGAGUUCUACCAGACGACCAACACGGGGCAUCAAACCAAGCUGAAGGAAGGGGAUGUCAUGAACUUGAUCAAAGUCAUGAACCACAUCAAGGACAUGUACGACCAGGAGGACACACUGAUCCUGAGACAGGAUGAGGUUGUAGAGACCUUGGCCCAGUUGGAGCGCGAAGGUUUGCCCAGCGACAAGCAGCUCAAACAGCUCAAGAAGAUCGGUGCUAACUUGGUGCAGCUGAAACAGGACAUUGUGGCCAAGGAAAAGGAGAUCCAGCCCAUGGUUCAGAAGGAGAGCGAAUUCUACAAGAAGGCCAUUGGGGACUUUGAAAAUGAGCUCAAGACCUACCAGGGUGGUCUGAAGAAAGAGGCCUACUACUUCUACAAGAGUGGCUUGGAGUUGGCUCAGAAGCGGCUCUCCGAUGUCACCACCGAUCUGGACAACUUCGACAAACGCAUGGACGACCUGCUGCACAUUGCCACCAACUUUAACUACCCCGAGGAGUUGAACAACUCCAAGAAGAUCAUGCAGGCCAUGCGCGAAGAUGUGGCCAACUGCAAGGGUCUUUGGGAGUUUGAAGUGCAGCGCAUCAAGAUCACAGAAGGUUUCCUGGUGGUCCGUUGGGGCCAAGUGGUCGCUGGAGACAUGGAGGAUGAGAUCAAGGCGCUCUUCAAAAAGCUCAAAGAGGUGAAGGUGGACCGCAAGUGCGAUGCUUUCGUUGGAGUUCAGGACGUCGUCAAGAAGUGGACGGUCUUCUGCCCGUUGGUCGGCGAGCUGCGCGAUCCGGCCAUGCGCCAGCGCCACUGGGCGCAGCUGAUGGAUCAGUGCGGCAAGUCGAUCACGGUAACCCCAGACAUUCUGCUGCGGGAUAUGUGGAACUUGGAGCUGCACAAGAACCCCGACUUCGUGGAGGAUACCGCCGACCAGGCCAAGCAAGAAAUGAAGAUGGAGAACACUCUGAAAAAGUUGCAGAAGGAGUGGGCGGAAGUGGACUUCGGCUUCGAUUCCCACCGCGGAACAGAGGUCAUGUUGAUGAAGAUGGCCGAUGACAAGUUCGAGAUGCUUGAGGAGCACCAGGUCGCCGUUCAGAACAUGUUCUCCUCUCGCUUCUUAGCCACCUUCGAAGAGCAGGUCACCUCAUGGCAGAAGACCCUCGCGAACAUCUCAGAGGUCUCGACCCUGUUGUCAGAGGUGCAGCGCUCCUGGGUCUUCUUGGAGAAUCUCUUCAUUUUCAGUGAUGAGGUGAAGAAAGAGCUGCCUGAGGACGGCACAGAGAGCGACAAGUUCGUGGGCAUUGACAUGGACGUGAAGGAAAUCCUGAUGAACGGAUACCAGAUCAAGUCUGCCAAGGAGUUCUGCAACCAAGGGAACAUCUUUCAGAAGUUGGAGAAGGUCCAGGGGGCACUAGAGAUGUGUCAGAAGGCUUUGAACGACUUCAUGGACAGCAAGAAGCGGGCUUUCCCUCGUUUCUAUUUCAUGUCCUCCAAUGACUUGCUUGACGUGCUGAGUAAUGGUAACCAGCCAGCGAAGGCCCGGCUUCUGCGGGUGUCCGCGCGCAACAGUCUCAUUUGGGAUGGAUCUACUCCUGUGCCCGUGGCCCCUGCCAAGUCGCUCUCGUGGUUGCUCCCCUGCAGUGACAAGAUGGCCUUGAGGAUUGCCAAGCUGCAAGAGAAGCUCCGAAGCUCCGGCUGGAAAAUCGUGACGAGUCCAGUCCAUAUCAUCCAAAGCCUGGGGAACAAGGCGCAAUUCCCAGUCUAUGCAGCGAAGAUUGGCAUGCUGAGCUUUCUUCCUUGCCACUUCUCAUCACCUGAGAUGGCCGCUUAUCCCUGCGUCCUGAAGCCAGCGAAAGGCGAAUAUGGGAAAAACACGUACAUUUGCCACAGCAAAGAGGAAGUGUACCAAGUCUCGCCAGAGUUCUCGACCGCCAAGUGGGUUCUGCAAGAGCUAGUUCCUGGAAACGUCGAGUUCUCAGUGUCGCUUCUGGUUCUCCAUGGGAGCAUUGUUGAUGUGAUUGGCAUGAAAUACGUCUAUGACAAAUCCAUUUACAUUUGGCCGAAGGUCACCGAGUUACAUCGACACCUUUGCGAUGUGCCGGUGCAGCACACGGCUGUGAUGGCUCGCUUCUUGGCGGAGUAUGAUGGAAUCGUGAAUUUCAAUUACAAGUUUCCCAAGUUCUUCAUCGCCAUCGACAAUUAUACCUUGGAGUUUCCAGAUGGUGACGGCUGGGUGACGGCCGAUCGAUUGAAGAGUUGGCUAGAAUACGUCCCCUUCCCCGAGCCUUUGCCGCUCUUGGGCAAGGUGGAAUCCUAUCUGGACAAAUGCAUCGAGUGGUUCCAGAAGGCCCUGAAGUUCUUCGCCAAGCAGGACAAGGAGAAGUACUUCACCGAGGGCUGCAUGGACGAUGGCUUCAAGCGAGGCGAAUUCAUUGCCAGCAGCCAAGCAGCGCAAUGUGCAUUGCUGGUGCAGCUCAUCACGUGGGUGAUGCUGGUGGAGAACGAUGCCGCUCCGCCUCUCGAGGAUGGAAAGGAGGACGCUGUCCACGAUGCCUGGCAAGAGAGCCAUCGGCUGCUGCUCAAGCUCAUUGAGCCUGAGAGAUGUUUGAGCGCUUUUCCUUUGCCCAAAGCCGCAAAACAGCCGGAGAUGUUUUGUGGGGGACGGAUGGAGGAGAAGACCAUGACCAACCUCGACAAGCCGACGAGGCAGAAGAUCAUGUGCGCCAUCACGCUGGACGCCCACAAUCGAGAUGUGCAAGAGCGUCUGGUGCAAGAAAAGGUGAGUAGCAAGGAUGCCUUCCAGUGGCAGAGCAUGUUGAAGUGCUACUGGAAAGAGGAUGUUGAUGAUGCAUCCAUGGAAAUUGCUGAUGCGAAGUUGCUCUACGGCUACGAGUAUUUGGGCAACGGGCCGCGUUUGGUGGUCACCCCACUGACCGAUCGAAUCUAUGUGACCGCCACGCAGGCAUUGCACUUGUGCAUGGGCUGCGCACCGGCCGGCCCUGCGGGCACUGGAAAGACUGAGAGUACCAAGGAUUUGGCGAACGCCGUGGCCAAGGCGUGCUACGUCAUCAACGCAGCACCAGAGAUGGACUACUUGACCCUGGGCGAUAUCUACAAAGGGCUCUCGGCGAGUGGCUCCUGGGGUUGCUUCGAUGAGUUCAACCGAUUGGUGCCCGAAGUGCUCUCCGUGUGUACCGUCCAGUUCAAGGCGGUGUGUGAUGCCAUCAGGGCCAAGCAGCAGCGCUUCAUGUUGCAGGGUGAUGAGAUCAACCUGAAUCCCCAGGUGGGGUGCUUCAUCACCAUGAACCCCGGUUACUUGGGCCGAUCAGAGCUGCCAGAAGGUCUCAAGGCCCUCUUCCGACCGAUCACUGUGAUGGUGCCCGAUUUCAAGCUCAUCAUGGAGAACAUGUUCAUGGGCGAAGGUUUCACCGAAGCGAAAGCCUUGGGUUUGAAGUUCUCAACGCUCUACGCGUUGAACAAAGACUUGCUGAGCGUCUUGGCCAUGAAUGAGCCGAUGUGGGUCUCGGACUGGGGUAUGCGAGCCAUCAAAUCCGUGUUGGUGGUGGCCGGAGGCUUUAAGCGUGCUGACCCGAGCUUGUCAGAGCAGGCAGUGCUCAUGCGCUCCCUGCGAGACACCAAUGUGGCGAAGAUCGAAGGCGAUGACUUGCGAAUCUUCAUGGCGCUGCUCAAGGAUCUCUUCCCAGGCAUUGAUGUCCCUCGUGCACGAGAUUAUGAGAUGGAGGAAGUUUUGGUGGAUGUAAUGCAGGCGGAUUAUGGCUACACCCACGAUCCUGAUGGCUAUUUGUUGCUGAAGAUCACCCAGCUCAUCGAGUUGCUGGGUAUUCGCCACUGUGUCUUCUUGAUGGGCAAUCCUGGAAGCUUCAAGUCCGCGAUGUGGAAGGUCUUGAAGAACGCCAAGACCCGUCGUGGUGAGAAGACCACCACUGUGGACUUCAGUCCGAAGGCCAUCUCCACCAACGAGCUGUAUGGCUUCGUCAACAUGCAGACACGCGAGUGGAAGGAUGGCAUCAUCUCCAAGGUGAUGCGUGACUUGGGCCAGGUCCCUGACACACAUCCCAAGUGGAUCAUGUUGGAUGGUGACUUGGAUGCCAACUGGAUCGAAUCCAUGAACAGCGUCAUGGACGACAACCGUUUGCUGACUUUGCCAUCCAACGAGCGAAUUCCACUCAAGGUGCACAUGAAGAUGAUCUUCGAGAUCCGGGACCUCAACUAUGCCACCCCGGCGACCGCCACACGCGCGGGCAUCGUGUGUCCGGCCUCCCAGCGUUUCGGAGGUAUGGACGAUACCUUCGGUGUGCAGUGGCGAUCGUAUGUGAAGAGUUGGGUGCAGAAGCAGGAGCAUCCGGACAACAUCAAGGAUCAGCUCUGGAACUUCUUUGAGAAGUGUGGCGCUAGCACCACACAUUGGAUGCUGAAGAACGUGAAAAUCCUGGUGCCCAUGGUGGACAUUUGCCUCAUCAGCGCCUGCUGUAGCUUGUUGGACAACCUUCUGACUCCCGCGACCUAUGACUCCUUGGAGUAUUGGUUCAUGUUCUGCUUUACUGCAGCCUGUGGUCUUUGCUUGGCUGAAGUCGAUGGCGUUGACUAUCGAAAGAACUUCAGCAAUUGGUGGAAGGGUGAGAUGAAGACUGUGAAGUAUCCUUCGAAGGGCGGCAUCUUCGACUACUAUGUGAAAGAUGCCAAGUUUGAGGAAUGGUCCACGGCAGUGGAGACCUUGGAAUACUCCAGCGAGACGCCCAUGGGCGAGAUCACCGUGCCCACGAAUGAGACGGUGGCCAUGACCUUCCUCAUGAGGGCGCUCAUCGAGCAGCAUCAUCCAGUGAUGCUCAUUGGACUGGCCGGAUGUGGCAAGACGCAGAGUUGUCUCGGUUUGCUGAAAUCCUUGCCGCCAGAUGUCUUCACCUUCUAUGCCAUGAACAUGAGCUACUACACGGACUCGACUCUUCUUCAGACGAUGAUGGAGAAUCCACUGGAGAAGAAGGCGGGAAAGCUUUAUGCUCCGCCUGGAAAGCUGCAGCUGAUCUAUUUUGUUGAUGACUUGAACAUGCCUGCCCUGGACAAGUACAAUACACAAUCUGCGAUUGAGCUCAUGAAGCAGAAGCAAGACUAUGGUCAUUGGUAUGACCGGCAGAAGAUUUUGAUCAAGGACAUCGGCAACACUCAGUACCUCUGCUGUAUGAAUCCCACUGCGGGGUCUUUCAUCGUGAACCAACGCUUGCAGCGUCACUUCUGGACUUGCGCGGUUCCGUUCCCCGAGCAGUCGGCGCUGCUGACGAUCUAUUCGACCUUCAUGAAGGGUCACUUCGAGCGCUUGCCCUUCAAGGGACCUGUCCAGGAGCAAGUCUCAGGUAUCAUCAAGGCAGCCCUAAGUCUUCACUCCAUGGUGGUCAGCAGCUUCCGAAAGACGGCCAGCAACUUCCAUUACGAGUUCAACAUCCGCCACAUGAGUGGCGUCUUCAGCGGCUUGCUGCAAGCGAAGCCUGGGGAGUUCGCGGACGCCGAGAAGGUGGUUCUGCUGUGGAUCCACGAGAGUGAAAGAAUCUAUGGCGAUCGAUUGGUGAGCCCGACAGACCUGAAAAAGUACCGUGCUUUGGCGGCGGACUUGAGCAAGAAGAUGUUUGGAGCCUUGGGUGUUGGAAAGUUCAACUUUGCCAAGUACUUCCAGGAGAAGAAUCCGGAACCAUUGGUCUUUGCCCCAUUCUCCAAGGGCAUCCAAGAAAUGGAUGGUGGAGGCUUUUACGACAAGAUCCCCAGCACCGAGCGCCUUUCAGCCCUUCUGGGCGAAGCCUUGCGCGAGUACAACGAGAACAACGCUGCAAUGGACUUGGUGCUCUUCAAUGACGCCAUGUGCCAUGUGGGAAAGAUUUGCCGCAUCAUCACCAGUACACCGGGACAUCCUUUGCUGGUGGGUGUGGGUGGCAGCGGCCGACAGAGCUUGUCGCGGCUCUCCUCAUAUACCUGCCUCUACUCCACGACGAUGAUCGUCAUCAGUGGCAAUUACGGCAUGAAUGACCUGAAGGGUGACUUGCAGGCCAUGUACAUGAGGGCUGGCGUGAAGGAUGAAGGCGUCUUGUUCCUCUUCACAGAUGGACAGAUCACCAACGAGAAGUUCUUGGUCUUCAUCAACGAUCUCUUGGCCUCAGGUGAUAUUGCCGACCUCUACGCCUCCGAUGAGAAGGACGCGAUCCGCAAUGGCGUGCGCAGCGGAUGCAAGGGUGCCGGCAUUCAGGAUACCCCUGAGAAUCUUUGGAGCUUCUUCAUUUCUCGCAUUCGCAAGAACCUCCACAUGUCCCUUUGCUUCUCCCCGGUGGGUGACGCCAUGCGGAACCGUGCGAGGAAGUUCCCAGCGCUGGUGAAUUGUACCGUCAUCGAUUGGUUCCAGCCGUGGCCCAUGGAUGCUUUGUACAACGUGGGCGCCAAGUUCUUGGAACCCAUCGAGCAGUUGGGACCCCAGGACAGUCCCGUGCGAAAUGGCAUCAUGGACUUCUUGCCCUUCAGCUUCGAAGCUGCAGGACAAGUGGCACAGAAUUUCAUGACGGUGCAGAGGCGCUUUGCCUACACGACACCAAAGAGUUUCCUAGAGCUCAUCAAGCUGUACACCAGCAUGGUGGGCCAGAAGGUCGAUGCACUGGAGGACCAGAAGGAUCGCCUCACCAGCGGACUGGAGAAGCUUCGUGCGACCUCCGAGCAGGUGGCCGGUCUGGAAGAAGAGCUGAAGGAGAAGGCCGUGGUGGUCGCCGAGAAGGCCGCCGCGGCGGAUGUCUUCGCCACAGAGGUCGGCGAAAAGAAGGCCACGGUGCAGGAGGAAAGCGCCAAGGCGGCCGUUGAAGCCGAAAAGUGCGCGAAGAUUGCCAAGGAUGUCUCCAUUCAGCAGGCAGAUUGUGAGAAGGAUUUGGCCGCAGCCAUCCCUCUGGUGGAGCAAGCCGAGAAAGCCCUGGAUGUGCUGGACAAGAAGGACUUCCAAGAGUUGAAGGCCUUGGCGAAGCCACCAGGUGGAGUGGACUUGGUCUUGGAGGCUGCCAUGCACCUGCAGGCGCGGGUGUCGCUGGCGUGCGCCCACCUGCGCUCGUCAGGCGGUCGAUCGAAGGAAUUCGUGUCAGGGUGAUGCUUUUGGUGGAAUCGGCAAGUUGGAUUGCAGCGC
Molecule: messenger RNA, 7287 nt
Organism: Durusdinium trenchii
Lineage: Eukaryota; Dinophyceae; Suessiales; Symbiodiniaceae
Source: the annotation of a GenBank genome assembly